AGACGACAACGAUGCCCGUGCCUACAGAGUGAUCGCACGGCUAUUUACCCGACCAGCACUGAAUGGUAGCAGCUGAGCGACGAGUGCGGAACGAGGGUUGCCAAAACCCACAGGAUUUCAGACGGAUCAUGGAAAAGAAUGUCCUUUUAUUAUGAAUCUCAAUAAACGGGUGACAGCUUCCAAACAAACCCACUGUAAACUUUCAGCUCUGCAUUUAACGUGGGGGAUCAGUGAGGUUUUUUAAUCGGGUCUGAGGACAGACAGCAUGCAGGUGGAAACGGCUGCGGUUAUAGGCCAAUGUUGCUGAAAUGCCUUGGUCGACGCUGACGCGUUUCGUUGUGCCAUGCCAAACCUGCAUUGUCAGAUGCCAUUUUACUCUGCGUUAUCCCAUCGUCCGGAUUUCCAAUAUACUGGGCCUGUCGUCUAACUAGAAGUUCGUCCGAAAGUAGUAAACAACAAGUGUAAUGAAAAAAUACACUGUCCGAGGGACUGUGCACCGUUUGUGCUGAAGCUUAUGGGUCCUGCGUACUCAAGCUCCCGGCUCCCACACAAAAAGGUGUGCUGCGGGGGUACAGUGCACUGUCAGCCUCACAUCUGGAUCGACUGGCCGUAGUCAGCUGCGGCCUUGUUGGACCGUGAGGUGCCUGAGCUUGUGCAUUUUAACAGACACUAGUUGGGACCGCAUCGGAGGAUUUCGUGUUCAGGAGAGUGGGUAAAUAUUUAGCGACGACUUGUCUGUCAUCCAUUUAAAUAUACUGUGGUCCAAAGCUGGAUCUGACUGUCUGCCCAAGGGAAACGCUUGUCAGCUAUGGAGUGUGUGUAAGUCACGCAUUUUAAAGGCAACGCUAGGGUGACAUUGCAGUCUUUCCCCCCACAUCGGUUAUUUCGUCGUCCGACAAAAAAAAAAAAAAAAAAAGUGAAAGUGGAGUAUUGUCCGUCAUACGUAUCAACGCAGUGGGAUUUUUACGUCUGGUCGGCGUUCCCCCCCACCCUUCCCGCGGUGACGGUUAUGGGUCGGAAGCGGUGUGUCGGUGCAGAUUGUUCCAAGAUGGCGGCCGGGUGCUGCGGGGUGAAGAAGCAGAAGCUGUCGGGAUCCCCCGGGUCGGGGGGUCCUGGCGGGGUGGGGGCGGGAAGCGGGGUGGCAGGAACCGGACAUUGUGGAUCGGACUUGGGGAUUGGUUCCUCCACGACUGUUGCAACGGGCAACGUGAGCAGAGCGAACGGCCUGGGGGGACCCGGGGGUAACGUUAGCAGCAGUAGUAGUAGUAGUAGCAGCAGCAGCAGCAGCACAAACGCGUUGUCCCCAGCCCCGGCCGGUUACAAUUCAUCUGGCCUCUCCCCGAAUCUCAGUCCAGGACCUGGUUCGGGAAGUGGAGGCAGAAAAAUGGUGGUGUCGGCGGAGAUGUGCUGCUUCUGUUUCGACGUGCUUUAUUGCCAUCUGUAUGGAUACCAACCUCCGAGAACACCCAGGUUUACAAACGAUCCCUACCCACUGUUUGUCACGUGGAAAAUAGGCAGAGACAAGCGGUUGAGGGGUUGUAUAGGUACAUUUUCUGCCAUGAAUCUGCACUCAGGACUCAGGGAGUACACCCUAACCAGUGCCCUUAAAGACAGCCGCUUCCCCCCCAUGACAAGGGAUGAGCUGCCUCGCCUCUUCUGCUCAGUGUCUCUUCUCACCAACUUUGAAGACGUCGGUGAUUACCUUGACUGGGAGGUGGGUGUUCAUGGUAUUAGGAUAGAGUUUUUCAAUGAAAAAGGAUCAAAACGCACCGCCACCUACCUACCAGAAGUUGCAAAGGAGCAAGGUUGGGACCACAUUCAGACCAUAGAUUCCUUACUUCGAAAGGGAGGUUACAAAGCUCCCAUCACAAAUGACUUCAGGAAGACCAUUAAGUUAACCAGGUACCGUAGCGAGAAGAUGACAAUGGGUUAUGCAGAGUACAUCGCCCACCGCCAGCACCAUCACUACCAGAAUGGCAUCGGGCACCCUCUACCACCCUACAACCAUUAUUCCUGACAGCGAGCCGCAUGACCAAUCAUUGGACCUCUCCGCGGACCUUUUCCCAGGGGAGCCUGCUCCCUCCUGGUCUAGCUAUUUCUACUACUGUACCAUUUUAUGAUGAUAGUUUCCGUUGCCAUGCUGGCUGUCUCCCAGACAUUGACAUGGCAACGGGUGGCAACAAAACAUCAUUUGAUCAUGGCAAGAAAUCAACAUUUUUCUUUUUACUCGUCUCCAUUCUCCAUUUAAGUUUUUGCAGCAUAUGUGUGUAUCUAUAUAUAUAUGUAUGUAUGUAUGUAUGUAUAUAUAUAUAUAUAUAUAUAUAUAUACACACACACACACCGAUAUCUAUAACCCCUUUCAUUGAUAUUUUGGAAAAUUAGAUUAUCUUAAACUUUACCUUUUCAGCAAACCCAAUCAGGUUUGUGAUUCUGUGGAUGGAAGGAAGUCUCUUAAGUUGGAUUAGUCUCACUCUUAUAUUAAGGCUUUGCUACAGUUUUACAGUUUUCUUUAUUUGGGAAAAUAUGCUUCUUUUCUUUAUGUUAAAUCGCCAGACAUUAAGUAUAACAUGUAGCAAGGCAACUGCAGUUCUAAAAGGCUGUAUCCCCUCUAUUUCAUGAAUCCUCUCAAAAGCAAAAACCAACUGACUGUUGAGAUUGGGUUUUGCCUUGUAAACUCUUGUAGUGUUGUAGUUGGAAAUAGAUAUUGAGAUCUGUAUACUCCAAAGUGUAGAUUGUAGGGUUGUGAUGCGACUUGACCAGUCUUUACUGGUGGUGUUUGCUUUAGCUCACAAUCACGUGUGUGCUUUUUCUGUGUGUGGAUAAAGGCUUUGGUCUGUCAGAAAAUGAAAACCGCUAGAAUAAAUUAGAAAUUGGAUCAUACCAAAAGAUUCCCUACUGUGAUGCUGGGAUUACUUUCCCCUCGUAGUUAUUGUGUUUUGUGAUGGACCUGUAAAACUUGAAAAGCAUUUGUUUGGUUAGGUCUUAAAAGCUACUUUCCCUUUUUUUCUGUUUCAAUUAUUACAUAAAUGUGGAGGAAGCCAUUUUGUCUGGGGACGAUCAUGUCUGAGAUGAUUAUCAAGUGGGGUUGACUUCCCGCACUUUGGGGGUGCGUGAGCUUUAUUUUGGGGGGAAAGGGGAGUAGGGAUGGCUGCAAAUUCAUUGAAAUAUCUAACCUGCUCGAAGAAUGCUUAACUUUCAAUUAGCAACUGUGUCUGUUGGUCAGAGUUUACUGGCAGGGAGUCUUAUUGACAGGGACAUGCUGUACCUACUAAAAGCCAUAUUGUCUUUUUAAUCCACGCUUUGUGAAAGUAAUUGGUUGGUUGGCUUGAUGUGUUGGCUUUCAACGCCAUUUAAUUGGUGACCUCAAAUAUAUCUGGUCCUCUAAGUAGGAACCCAAACACAUACUUAUCAGUCCCAGGCAGGGCUGCGUUUCUAAACCACUGCAUACGUGUUCAACCUGACUGUUUCAGUCACUGGUUUGAUGUCCUGUACAGUGCCCUUGUGUCCUUGAGGGGACAUUCUCUUGCAUUUCUCAACUUAAAAGAAUCUAUGUUUCACAUUACAGCUUGAUAUUAUAGUAUUAAAGUACCCUUGUGCUGUUCAUUUGUCUAAGUAUGCUCCUUUUAGGAUGUCAUUUUGAAGAUACUAUACCACUUGACGCACAGAGGAUGUAAUCUUUGAACACGUGAUGUUGUAUUCAGAUGUUAAUGUGACAUUCUGUUUUGCACUGCAUGUCAUUGUGCUGUUUAAAUUCUGAGUUCAAGUAGUUCCCAUGACGCAGCUCUUUGGAUUUAGUUUAAACUAUCAGCGUGUCUGUGCCACAGGAAAUGUCGGUAUUUUUGGUCUAUUUUGUCAGCUGUUCAGCAGUUUGUAAGCGCAAACAAACAAUCAAGUUAGUUUGAACAGAAUUUUUGCAAGGGGCCAGGCUGCUUACAGUUGAGUCUUCAAAAAAAAAAAGAAAAAAGUCAGGGCUUUGUAUGGACUAACGAAGCCAUUCAACUGUUGCUUGCUGUGAGUCACAUCCACACACAUUAGGCUAGUUGGGUUGCUUUCUUUCCUACCCGAGUAUUUGAACUGUCGAGGAUCAUCUUGUGGUCCCCUGUUUAAUGUUUGGUUUCAAUUUUUAAUAACUGGAGAAUUUGAGAGGUUCAAGUACUUGACCAACAUCUUUUUUCUUAACAGCCUUUACUAACUGGCAGGUUAAUUUUUCUUUAUGCAAAAUGUCAAGGGCUUUUGGCACUCCAUCCACAGUAACCCGAAAUGACCCAGAUUUGAGUUGUGUUGCCUUAAAUGAAUGAUUUAAUAAAUGAUGGACCAGUACAUGGUGCUGUGAGUGUUCCUCUACCACAUCCUGUGCUGUUCAGUAACCUUGUCUCCUACACCUAGAGUAGAAAUAGGCCCCCAAAAUAUGUUUCCAUCCCAGGAAUGAUGAUGUAAACAUAUUUUGUAAGGCAUAAGGGAUUUCUCAUUAGUCUGCAAACCUGGAUUUACUCGCGUUCAACCAAGCUACUGAUCCUCAACAGCAUUCUCACACCUUUUUCAAAACUUAAAAUGUAAAAAGAACUUCACAUUUUAAUGAAACAUUAUAAUUUAGUACCAUUGUUCUCUGAAAUGUUUUAAUCUUGAGAUCAAGAAACAUGCUGUAGCUGAAUCACGGGAAGACUAUUUCUUUUUUUUCCAGUCAGUGGUAAGCUUUGUGACAAAUGCAGUUGGACUUAAGUAGACAUUUCCCAAGUGGAACAGUCUGGCAUUCAUUUCCUGGUCCAUUAAAUACAGCACAACCUGAAUUUUUCUGCUGCAAAACCAAAUUGACCAUGUUCUUUUACAUAAAUGUCUUUGUAUACACAUGCAAUGUCUAAUGUUGCAUGUAUGUAUAAGUAUGAGACCUAUGGUUUUAUCCAUGAUAUGCUUGAUCUAUGGAUUAGAUACUCGUAUUAACCAUUAAGAGAUUUAGAAGACAAAUAUGGUGCUAUUGGACCUCACGUUGGGGUGGUCACAGUUGGUGACUGGUCAUGCGGACUCAUCGAUCAUAUCAUACUUAAAGAUGCUACGUGUAAGAUUUUCUCUUAAUAUAUUGCUGUAAAAUUGGCCAUGACAACCCACUGACAACAUAUACCAUCAAAAAUGAAUGUGAUUUGUCUCUGAUACAAAUAGUAGCCCCUAAGGAUCUCUUUAUGCUUUCAAUGAAUCUAAUAUGGGUGAUCUUGGGCUUCAAUCCCAAUGGGGAAAAACUCUUAGUAGAGGAUAUCCCUGUUAGUUACUCAUCAAAUCAAGAGUGGAAGGAGAUGCUAUUCCAAAAUAGAGCGGCUUAUAGGGGCUAUGGAAUGUACUGUUUAUGGUUGUUACCACAGUUUGACAUCAAUGUACUAAGAGAAAAUUCUGCAUUUGUUACCUUUUGAUAUUCUUGAUAUAUGCAGAUUUUCUCAACAGGUGUUAUUUUGUUUUCCUACCAGUGCAAGUCAACACCCAUGCAGGUUUGAAAGGACAAGAAGUCACGAAUAACCUCCCUCCUUUAACUACAUCCCUUCACUGUGGCCCAAACCUCAUGGCCUCGUUUGUCAAGGUGUAACGUCCGUCAUUUAGUGGAUGUUGACAGUAAAAGUGGUUGUUGCCUUUCUCAAAUGUUAAAGUCUCUUGCUAGAUUGGGUAUCACUCGGAAAUAUUCACUGACACAUUUGUACUGACACUGACACAUUCACAUUUGUAAUUUGUGAUAUUGGGCUAUACAAAUAAAAUUGACUUGACUGACCGUUUCCCUUCAGCUAUUGAAUCGUCAAUUUGACCCACUUGUACGACAAAUCAAGGCUAGACAUUUCGCCCAGUGGAGAGUUACUUUGACUCUGGGCUCUCGUUAAGCUUUUGUUUCAAACACCUCUCUAACAGUGUCGAGAAAGUACACGUAACAUUAACAUUCAUCCACCCAAACUGGCUUUUGACUUUCAGUCCGUUAUAUUUCAGUGUCCCAUUUGAUGCUUGUUCGCAUUUCACCAAGGAUACACAGGACACAGUCCUACUUUUGUACUGACAACCAUUGACGUAUUGAUACCUCAUAGAAUAUGAUGGAAAGGCGUUUCUCUUCGCCGUAGCAGAUUGUCUUUUGGUUCCAUACCAGGGUUAGAGUUUAGCCUCAGCAUUCCCUCUCUGGUCAUUCAUGUAGUUCUGUGGAAUGCUCAAGCUCAUGUUACCUUUGUAUGUUCGACCGAACCAAAGAUGCCACCGGCCAUGCCCAAAUGCUGCUCUUCAGGCCUGGCUUCCUGUCCUUCCAAAAAUACCCCUGCAAAAACAAUGUUCUUAACUUCUGUCUGUCUUUUUUUCUGUGCGAUAUUUUUUUUUCCUUCCAAACUGUCUUGACUUAUUCAGCAACCUAAUUGUUCAAUGAAUUUUCAUUGAGUAUAUCUCUGAAGCCUUUUAUGGUAUCAAAGAUUGUGAAAAUGGUUGCAAAUCUUAUUGUUACUUGUUUUGUUUUACUAUUAUUAUUAUUAUUAUUAUUACUACUACUACUAUUAUUACUAUAAUUUAAAAAAAAAAAAGAAAAUCCCAUGGUGUGCCUCCUAGCUUUAUGGGUUUCUAAAUGUUUUUUUUCCCUAAAGACCAGCAGUUAUACUUUAUAUAAAAGAUGGAUUUUUCCUUAUUUUUUAUGCCAUUAAAAAUGAAAAAAAAAACCUGUUUUCUUUACUCUGGACCCAGUAGCUGCACUGGUAUACAAUCGCACUGAUAGAUGAGUAAAAAAAAAAAGAAAAAGAAAAAAAAGAAGAAUAAAUGAGUCAAUAAUAAUAAUGAUAAUGACAAAUGAAAUAAGAACUACAAUAAAUGUGUUUGGAACUUUUAUUAAAAAAAGAAAAAAGAAAAUGACUGUUUUUGUACAUCAGAAUAAAUUCUUUUCAAAGGAAUAUUUUGGAUCUAGUUUCAAAUUAUUUUGGUGGUUUUCUAUGUUCUAGAUGUUUCAGACACUGAGUUCUAAGACUUGUCACUGUACAAAACAAGUUUUUCUGUUUCAGUGACCUGACUGGCUGGGAGGGGUUACCUGGUGUAACUCCUCAUACCAACUUUUUGAUUUUUUUCCCCCCUCCUCGUUUUCGGUUCUCUUUCUCUGCUUUAGUAACUUGAAAAUGUUGACUGAAUAUGAACUGGGAAUUUCAAAUACAUCCCCUGUAGAGCUAGGUCCUUCCUUAUUUCCCCGUUGAAUUGCUGUUAGUGUGACGAGACUUGAAAUGGGCAUUUAUUAUGAUAGUCUGGCUCCAAAAAAAGAAAAA
Molecule: messenger RNA, 7253 nt
Organism: Lampris incognitus (smalleye Pacific opah)
Lineage: Eukaryota; Metazoa; Chordata; Actinopteri; Lampriformes; Lampridae
Gene: ammecr1
Product: AMMECR nuclear protein 1
Exons: 6
Coding region: 1010-2017 (335 amino acids)
Source: RefSeq, a predicted model, not a curated record